Penicillium maclennaniae is the source of this 759-nucleotide messenger RNA. RefSeq names its product SDR family oxidoreductase. Gene Ontology annotation, molecular function: oxidoreductase activity, acting on NAD(P)H, oxygen as acceptor. The transcript is spliced from 4 exons. Gene Ontology annotation, cellular component: intracellular anatomical structure. The record is from RefSeq and is a predicted model, not a curated record. NCBI's taxonomy places the organism in Eukaryota, Fungi, Ascomycota, Eurotiomycetes, Eurotiales, Aspergillaceae. The coding region runs from base 1 to 759 and encodes 252 amino acids.
AUGGCAGUCAAGACCAUCAUCGUCACCGGUGCCUCUCGAGGAAUUGGCCUCGCGAUCGCCAGGUAUCUACUUUCAGCACCGCAAUCCCACAAUGUCGUAGUGGUAGCUCGCAGCGUCGAGCCCCUUCAGAAGCUCAAGGAGCAGUACAGCAAGCAAGUCGAGGUGGUGAACGGCGACCUGGCAGACUUCUCUCUCGCCCAGAAGGUAGUCGAUACCGCUAUCAAGGCCUUCGGACAACUCGACGGCAUGGUUCUGAACCACGGUAUCCUCGGCCAAGUCGGCACUAUUGCCACAGCCGACCUAAAAGAGUGGCAGCAAGGAUUUGAUGUCAACUUUAUCAGCUUGGUAGCGUUCACCAAGGCAGCUCUGCCGGCUCUCCGCCAGUCCAAGGGGAAAAUCAUCUUCACCUCCUCCGGCGCCGCCGUGACUGGCUACCGCUCAUGGGGCCUCUACGGAGCCACCAAGGCAGCGAUGAACAGCUUGGCUUCGUGCUUGGGCAACGAGGAGCCCGAAGUUACCUCUAUUUCCAUCCGGCCCGGCAUGGUCGACACGGACAUGCAGCGUGAGCUUCGUGACGUCCAUAGCGCAAACAUGGACCCGGAAACACACUCCAAAUUUACCAAUGUGCACAAGGACGGCAAGCUCCUGCAGCCUGAGCAGCCGGGGCAUGUCAUGGCAAAGCUGGUGCUCAACGCACCGAAGGAGCUAAGCGGCAAGUUCUUAUCGUGGAACGAUAAGGAGCUUGAGGUUUUCCAGUAG